Messenger RNA from Pseudocercospora fijiensis CIRAD86, 828 nucleotides. RefSeq lists its product as uncharacterized. The transcript is spliced from 10 exons. Lineage: Eukaryota; Fungi; Ascomycota; Dothideomycetes; Mycosphaerellales; Mycosphaerellaceae. The coding region runs from base 1 to 828 and encodes 275 amino acids. The record is from RefSeq and is a predicted model, not a curated record.
AUGGCGGAGCCGAUACACAUCCGGCUCAGCACUGCUCAGAUUUACCGAAGACUCACCAUCUGCGCAUGUGCGCCGAACGUGAUGCCAUGCCUGACGCAUGACCAGCGUGGCGACGUUGAAUACGGGUCCGUUGAUUCCAUUCUGCUCUCUGACGAGCAAUCCUUUCGUCGAGGUGGUGUACUGGAGAAAAUCGGGAAGCCUGUCACUGCAGUAGAUUGCGGCCUCGUCCAGAUUGUGUCGAUCUCGGCAGCUCGUAGGCUCGUACAUUCACUCGCUGGCGGUGGGCGCUCUGCAACUAGCGAGCAGGGCGAUGAGGACGAGGAGGAGCGGCAGAGCGGCGGCGGUGUAGAGGUAGUGGUUGGCGCAGAUCACACCAGAUCAGCCAACAGUGCAGCCGUGAGGUCGUCAGUGGUCAGUCAUCAGUCGUCGACCUCCCCACGUUUGUUUGCUCGGCUGGCUCUGACGGGGCGGGGCGGGGCGGGGCGCGGCGGGGACGAUACAACGCCUGGAUCUCUGAAUCGCUGGAUCACACCUCAGCGUGACUUUGACCGAAGGAUGUACUGGGCUAAGGUCCUGGCGUGUGACGUUCAUCAGCGACUAUUCUUGGUGCCUCAUCAGCAGGAGGUCCUUCUGAAACGCCUGGAAGCCAGUAGUAGUAGUGUGGUGUGGACAGCGUUCUCUGCUACUCUACAGGGUCAGGUACCCAUCCCUGCCGCAGUAACACACCAGGGUCAUGGGACACAGAAAUUCGAAGCUGUUGAUCACGCCUUGUGUCUCAUCAAGCAACGCCAAUACCAUACUGUUGUAUGUCCAUCGCCAUACGCCUAA